Messenger RNA from Bacidia gigantensis, 666 nucleotides. RefSeq lists its product as uncharacterized. Bases 1 to 666 code for a protein of 221 amino acids. The transcript has 2 exons. The record is from RefSeq and is a predicted model, not a curated record. Gene Ontology annotation, cellular component: nucleus. Lineage: Eukaryota; Fungi; Ascomycota; Lecanoromycetes; Lecanorales; Ramalinaceae.
AUGCAGCAGACCUAUCUCUCCACUCUAGACUAUCAUCCCGAAUCAAGGAAAGUGCAGGGGGGAACGCUCCAAUAUAAGCCGGCCACAGAAAGCGGCUCACAUGGGAAACGAGAGCGCACAAGCAGGAGUGGGAACGACAGAUACCGCUCCCAACAUGGUGUCAUUCGGCGUGAUCGACCUUUGGAGAGGCACAAGCCGUGGAAAGCACGAAAUCCAGAGCCUAGCGUAACAGAUCGGAUACCGCGAGAGCAAUGGCAGAUUCAAAAGAAGGCACUUUCUCAAAGAUUCCCUCAGGGAUGGUCUCCACGCAAAAGAUUAUCGCCAGAUGCGCUUGAAGGUAUCAGAAGCUUACAUACAAAGGAUCCUAUCUUGUACGACACUCCAGCUCUUGCCAAUCAGUUCAAAGUGUCUCCUGAGGCGGUACGUCGGAUCUUAAAAAGUAAUUGGAGACCAAGCGACGAGGAAGAUGAUGAUAGAAAAAAGCGUUGGGAGAAUCGAGGUCAGAGGAUAUGGGAUCAGAUGUCAGACAUAGGUGUCAAGCCUCCUAAAAAGUGGCGCAAUGGACGCACCAAAGAGUUGCUGCCAUUGAAUGAGGUGCCUGGCGGACUGCCCCAGAACCCCCAUACACAGGAAGCGUUCAUACCCAUGUCCGAUAGAAUUUUUUGA